Molecule: messenger RNA, 1371 nt
Organism: Rhinocladiella mackenziei CBS 650.93
Lineage: Eukaryota; Fungi; Ascomycota; Eurotiomycetes; Chaetothyriales; Herpotrichiellaceae
Exons: 3
Coding region: 1-1371 (456 amino acids)
Source: RefSeq, a predicted model, not a curated record
AUGACAGGAAGACGCCACUCCGCUCGUAUUGCGGCUCAGUCGCAGAACUCCUCUCCGCCCCAACCCAAGCCAUCACCCGCUGGGAAGAAGCGGAAGAAAGACACUGCCGGUUCCUCUCCAAGGGCGAAACGCGGCAAGAAAGAUGCUGAACCUAAGCAGGAGACCCGAGGGAAGACAACGCAAAACGGACAAGAUCCUACCCAUGAUCCUACCAACAAGGCAGAACAGGCCCAGGAAAAGUCAGAAGAGUUUCAGGCACCACAGGUCAAUGGCAACGCCACCGAGUCUAAGCAGCAGCAGGAGGAGAAGAAGCCCACAGCGCAAGACGAAGCCAAGAUGACUAACACUGUCAAUGAACCAGCCGCCCGCGAAGCCGGGGGAGACGAGCCCCGUUCGGCCCCAGAGGAACCACCGAUGGACAAGGUUGAAGAUGGGGAGCAGCCUCAGGCUAAUGGUACCCAUACGGAAGUCACGCAGCCAAAAGCGGAUGCAAAAGUACCCGGGACCAACGGUGACGCCGUUGUGCCUGACGCUCGUGAAGCCGACCCUCCGUCCAGCAUCCUCGAGAAAGGCGUCAUCUACUUCUUCUUCCGCGCCAGGGUCAACGUGGAUGAUCCUCAAGAUGUCAGAGACGUUGCCCGCACCUACAUGGUCAUGCGUCCCAUUCCGCUUGACGCGAAACUUGGAGACGGCCCCAUCGGUGACCAGGGAAAUUGUCGCCUUCUGGCGCUGCCCAAAAAGGUCUUACCUCUGAGCAGCAAGGACAGAUUCACGGCCUUUGUCGAAAAAGCCAAAGUAUCCUUCAGCGACCUCAAAGAAUCGUUCAUGGCAGGCUUGGAUUAUGCAACCAAGACUGCUGGGAUAAGUCACACUCCACCCGUGACUCCCGUUGCGGAGGGUGUUUAUGCAAUCACCUCUACUGGGCGCGAGUCGCAUCUCGCCUACCUCAUCAACAUCCCCAGGGAAUUGGGCGAAGUGCAGAAAGACCUCGGUCUUCGAGAGCGCGGAAGUUUUGUAACCAGUGUAAAAAACCCUACGCAACCUGCCCCUCCCGGCACCAGUCUGCCCAAAGGUCCAGAGUACCCUCAAGAAAUUCUCGAUGACUUCAGAGGUCUUCGAUGGAAACCCCUGGAACCGAAAUACCUGGACUAUGUCAACACGCAGUUCUUGUUGAUUGGGAAGUCCUUCGACCAUGCUACGGAAGAAUGGCCAAGAGAUGAGCGGGAGAACAACGAAACUCCGCAAGAGGAGAUGGAAAAGUUGGAGGGCGAAGAUGAGAUUCGAGUCGAACAUUUGAAAGGGGAUGAUGCUGUCUUUACAGAUCUUGGAAUCACGGCAAAAGAGUUUCCGAAAGUGCCGACUACUUGGUAG